This is a messenger RNA of Argiope bruennichi, 2418 nucleotides long. RefSeq names its product A-kinase anchor protein 17A-like (gene Xe7). The transcript is spliced from 4 exons. Lineage: Eukaryota; Metazoa; Arthropoda; Arachnida; Araneae; Araneidae. Bases 341 to 1984 code for a protein of 547 amino acids. Gene Ontology annotation, molecular function: RNA binding. The record is from RefSeq and is a predicted model, not a curated record.
UUUUACUGACAAAUGAACAUUGUGAAUGGAGUUUGUUUAAAAAUUUAAAAUUGUUUGCUUACAAGGAAACAUUCAGAAAAAAAUGGCUUUUAUAUUCAUCAUAGAAACUUAUUUUAUGUGUAACGCUUGAUGUUUUUAUUCAAAAAUGGAUUUUUUACCUUCAUAUUAGAAUCAUUUGAAAACAUCAAACCAAUUUGAUAAAAAAACUGACUUUAAUUAAAUCAUUAAGCUUUGUUUUUCUGUAUGUUUAUUCAUGACUGCUGCUUAAGAAUAUAAGAAAUUCAUUCUUCAUAAAUUCAAAAUAUAAUUAAUUUUGCAUUUCAAAAAGAAAAGCAUCAAAAUGCCUUUUCAGACAUGCAUGAAUGUAAGUGAGGCAUCAAAUUUUGAAUCUAGUCUAGGGUUAUACUUGAAACCUGUUUCAAGGAUUAAGAUAAAUGUGCAGUUACCCAAGCUGAGUGUACCUGGACAAAGUAUUUCUACUUGGCAGGUUAUGGAAAAACUGAAAGAAACCAUUAGACCAGACACAUUCCUUUAUUUAAAAUCUUUGAAAAUUACAGCAACUGUUAUAAAAUUUGAAGGAGAGUUGGAAACUAAAUCCUCUUCUGAAAGAGCUCUAGCUCGCCUACGUGCAGUUGGCAGUCUUAAAUUAAAUGGUUUCUCUGAACGUUUGCAAAUACGAGCUGCACAUGCAACAAGCAUUGGACCUACACGUCAUGACUGGGAAUCAUUUUUUCGGGAUGCAAAAGGAGUAAAUGAAAUGAGACCUGGAGAAAGACCUGAUACUAUUCAUGUUGAAGAAUUACCAGUGUGCUGGUUUACUGAAAAUGGGAAGUUCACAAAUCCAAAUGAAAAGUUGCUGCGAAAAGCAUUUGGGACAUUUGGCAAAAUUAGAAGAAUAGAAAUUCCUCCUAAAACAACACCUUCAAGUAGUAUGUUUGGUAAAACAAGUUCUCUUCAUAAUGAUUUAUUAUUUGAAGCUUAUAUUCAGUAUGAAGAAUAUGUUGAAUUUGUUAUUGCAAUGGAAUCUUUAAGAGGUAAGAAGUUAUUAUACAAAGGGCCUGAUGGAAAAGUGUAUUCAGCUGAUAUAAAGGUAGACUUUGAUCGAACUAAUUACCUUAGUGAAAGAUGUAUCAAACAAAGAGCUGUAGAAGCAAAAAAAGCUUCUUUAUCAGAAGAUAUAAAAGUUGCUGCAAAAGAAGUUGAACAAUUGGAGAUAUCCCAAAAAUCCAAGGUCAAAGUUUUAGACAAAAAUUCAACCACAGUGUUAGAAACUAAAAUUUAUCCCCCUCCAUUUAUUAAUCAAGAAGAAGCACAGACAGAAGCCCAAUUACUUUUGAAAGAACUUCUGCAUAGAGCUGAGAUAUCGGAGCAGUGCAAGGAGAAACAGUUAAAACUUCCUUCUACCAAUCUUCAAUCUGAAGACAAAUCAUCAAAAUCAUUUUCAACAAAAGAUCCAACAACUUCUAAAAUGUUAAAAGAAAAUGAUAAACAAGAGAAAUCACAUAGUUUGAAGCACAUUAAAGAGAGGCAUAUGCAUCUUUAUAAGGACAAAAAUAAAUUUCAUAGAUCAAGUGAUCAUGCAUCUAGUUGUGAGGAAAGACUAUCACCUAGAGAUAAAGAUUUCCAAAAAGAUCGAAGGCAUAAACAUAAAAAUAAGCAUGAAUACAAUCAAAAUAAAGAUAAAAGGAAAGAAAAGAAAAUAGAUAAAAUAAAAGACAGAGAGAAACAACACGAAAUACGACUAAAAGAAAAGAAAAUUAAGGAAAGACUCUAUCAUUUGCAUGAACAAGAAAAGAAAAACAAAGAAAAAUUGUUGUUAGAACAAGAACGUAUUUUAAAAGAAAAACUUAUUAGAAAUUUGAAAGCCAGAGAGGAAGAAAAAUUAAAGGUUCGAGAGAAGCUAAGAAAAGAACUUGCUGGUAGCAAAGUUUUAAAAAGUGUGCUUGCAAAUCCUAAUAUUUCAUUACCAAAGAGAAGUCUGUAAAAUAUUUCUAUUAUGUAUUAUAUUUAUACAUAAAAUUUCACUUGUUGAAGAAAUAAUUUUAAUUAUAUAUUUUUAUAAGCAUGAAUGUAUGUGAUAUACAUUUUUUUCGAAAGCGUAUUGCUUUAUCUAACAGUAUUAGAAUCAUUAGAUCAGUAUUUAAAUAUUUAUAAUAAAUUAAUUUUAACUAUUAAUGAUAAAAUCAUUGUGAUUUUUAGAAUAACUGGAUUUUAAAUACAGUAUCUAACAUUUUUGUACCAUAAAAAAUCAUUCCAGAUAGUAAGUGUUUUGUAAAUGUAGAAUUAAAAAAUCAAACAUAUUUUUGAUUCUUCUAAAUGUAUGUUGAAUCCCUGAAAUGUUGGAUCAUUCACUGUUGUAAUGUAAUGGUGUUAAUUUAGAACAUCAGGGAUAUAUUUAUUUUGACAUUAAAAUAAUAU